UCUGUUCCCAUAGCGCGUCAUCCCCCUUCUUCCCUGUCAAACAUGGCCGCCAUCAGGAGCGGGGUGACACCGGGCUGCCUGGCCAGAACCUUCCUGAGACAAACUGGGAAACCGAGCCGCGGCAGUCGACCCGCCUCCGACGCGUGGAGCCACCGGCUGCUCCAGAGGUCCCACCUGCACACAGUGAUCGAGUGUCGUAGUGCGACCACCAGGACCCUGCUGGGCUGCAGACAACAGGGGAAGUUCCUCUGGGUGAACGCGGUGACGCUCAGACACAACAGCUCACAGAUCCCACCUGAGGAUGGAUCAGUGGCAGCUCCAGUGGUGGAGGCUCCUUACAGUUCUCCAAUCCUGGAGUCCACCCCUGUCUCUCUGUCCGCUGACUCCACCCCCAUCUUCGGACAGCCAAUCGCUGAACAGAUUCCAAUUGAAUCCCUUUCCAUGGCCGUACCAGUAGCAGAAAGCGCCAUUUCUACUCCCGUCUUGGAUUUGUCCCUUGAUCACGUGUCCACUGACCCCUCCCCUAUUUUACCGCAGCCAAUCCUCGAGUAUGUGGCAGAUGCUGCCCCCACCGCAGUGGAGGUCCUUCACGCUGCGACCGCAGACUCCACCUUAGCAGAGCUGGGACUGGCUGCUCACACACCUGUGGGACUGAUCCAAAACCUUUUAGAGUUCAUGCACUUGGAUUUGGGUUUGCCCUGGUGGGGGGCCAUCGUUGUAGGAACAGUUCUGGCUCGUAUGGCUGUGUUCCCAGUCAUCGUGAAGGGCCAGAGAGAGGCGGCCAAGCUGAACAACGUAAUGCCUGAAAUGUCCAAACUCACUACCAGGAUGCAGGAGGCCAAACAGAGUGGAAACAAAUUUGAAUUUGCCAAAGCCUACACAGACCUGAACAUGUUCCAGAAGAAACAUGAUGUGAAUCCUCUGCGUGGCUUACUGGUUCCCCUGGUGCAGGCACCAAUCUUCGUCUCCUUCUUCAUCGCACUGAGGAAAAUGGCUUAUCUGCCGGUGCCCAGCAUGCAGACGGGAGGUAUGCUCUGGUUCACAGACCUGACGGCAGCAGAUCCUUUUUAUAUUCUACCUGUAGUCGUUACUGGAACCAUGUUCUUCAUCCUGGAGUUAGGGGCAGAGUCCGGUGUUGACAACCCCAAUCUGAGAGCCAUGAAGACUGUGUUCAGGAUCAUGCCUUUCGUCAUCCUCCCUCUCACUAUCAACUUCCCCACAGCGGUGUUCACAUACUGGCUGACCUCUAACUGCUUCUCCCUGGGUCAAGUGGCUCUGCUCAGACACCCACUGAUCAGAGAUAAACUGAGGAUCCCAGAGAAGAUCAAACACCCAGAGUCCGCUCUGCCCACAAAUGAAGGAUUCUUCUCAACCAUGAAGAAGGGCUGGAAGAAUGCUCAGCUGGCUCAGCAGCUGGAAGAGAGGGAGAGGAGGAUCAAAAAUCACCUGGACCUUGCUGCUAAAGGUCCACUGAGGCAGACCUUUACCCACAAUCCUGUGCAGCAGACACCUCCCAUGGCCGCAGCAUCAACGAAAGACAAGCAAGCUAACGACAAAGACAGACCAUGGAAGGACACUAUUGGAUAAAUCAGACUUCCUCGUAGCUUUAAAGUUUUAAAUCUACGACAAACACAUUGUAAAUAUUUAUGGAUGGAUAUUGGGACAGGCUGGGGCAGUGUAUGUAUCAUGCUAAUUAAAAUGUCAAAUCUGCCUUGAAACAACCA
Messenger RNA from Platichthys flesus (European flounder), 1724 nucleotides. It is a transcript of the gene oxa1l, whose product is annotated as OXA1L mitochondrial inner membrane protein. The transcript is spliced from 11 exons. The record is from RefSeq and is a predicted model, not a curated record. Gene Ontology annotation, molecular function: membrane insertase activity. Gene Ontology annotation, biological process: mitochondrial respiratory chain complex IV assembly; protein insertion into mitochondrial inner membrane from matrix. Gene Ontology annotation, cellular component: mitochondrial inner membrane. Lineage: Eukaryota; Metazoa; Chordata; Actinopteri; Pleuronectiformes; Pleuronectidae. Bases 43 to 1587 code for a protein of 514 amino acids.